AUGGUCACGGUCGUCAUCAAGAACCCCUCCGCGUCGUCGCCAGGCGACUUCAGGACGCGAGUGCGAGCGGCGGGCACGGUGGGCGACGUGAAGCGACAGCUGCAGGAAGAGUACGCGGGACACCCCGACCCGUCGCGACAGAAGCUGAUCGUCGCCGGCCAGCUCGUGAAAGACUCGCUCCUCGUCCGCGACAAGAACCUGAGCGAGCCCCAGGUGAUGCACCUCGUCGUCUCUUCCGCUCCCCCCGGCACCUCCUCCGCGCCGUCCUCCGCGCCCUCUUCCGCGCCCUCCACGACUCACUCCAGCCGCUCCGUCUCCCCCACGCCCUCCUCCUCCGCGCGCGCCCACUCGCGCGCCACCCUCCCUGCCUCCAACCUCGCGCUUGCUCCUUUCCCUGCCGCGCCUGCGCCAAUCCCUGCGCCCGCCGCCGCCGCCUCACUGCAGCGCGCAGGCGCUGUCCCGGGGUCCGGGCAGGCGCACGCAGUGGAGGCGGACGGGCCGGCUGUAGCGCCGGCCGCUGCAGCUGCGGCGCCCGCUGUGGCUGCUGCAGCCGCGGGUCCUGGCGCAGCGGAUGGGGGGCUUACAGCGAGCGGGGGAGAGGCAGGAGGGCGAGCACCCACAGCAGCACCCACAGCAGCAACAACAGCUCCAGCUGUUACGCAGGCCGCUGCCGCUGCUGGGGGGGGAGAGCAGCAGCAAGCCAUCCUUCAGCUGCUCGGUGCGCUGCAACACACUGCGCCCACUGGCCUGCCGCCUCUGCCCUUCUCGCCUCUCAUGGCGCCGCCCCUGCCGGCCCUUCCGCCGCCAUACUCGCCUUUCACGCUGCCGCCCUUCAUGCUGCCUGCUGACUCUUCCAUGCCUGCAUCAGCCCUCUACCCACCUUUACUGCACUCCCCUCUGCUCCCCCUCUCCAUGCCGCCCAUGCCCUUCCCCUUCGCUUUCCCUUUUCCCUGGCCCUCCCCUCCGCCCAUGCCCAUGCCGGGUGAUCCCCUCGCACCCAUCGCCUUUGCCCCUCCCAUGCCUCCCUUCGCCUUCCCACCCACCAUGCCUCCUCCGCACCCAUUCGCCAGCAACGGCAACAGCCCUGCCCCCCCUGUUGGCGCGCCUGUGCACACCCACCCGCACCACCCACCCACUGUGGGCCUCGCACCACCACCGCCCGCACCAGCGGCAGCACCUUUGCCUCAGGCAGGGGCAGCACAGCCCCAUCCCGCCGCCCCUGCUGCAGCGCCAGGUGCCGUGGGGGAGGAGGCGGCAGCAGCGGCGGCCGUGCAGCAGCAUGUGCGGCAGGCGGGCGCAGUGGGAGGGGUGGAGGAGGAGUGGCAGCAGCAGCUGCAGCAGCGGCUGCAGGCGGUGAUGCAGGCAGUGCGGCAGCAGCAGAUGGCAGAGCACCACGCUGCCAUGGCCGCUGCUGCUGCUGCCGCCGCUGCUGCACAGAGGGGGGGCGCAGGUGGGCUUGCAGGAGUGCCAGGAGGAGGCAGGGCGGCAGGAGAUGCAGCAGGGCAUGUGGGGGUGGGGGGGGCGGCAGCAGUGGAGGGCGCGCCUAGAGUGCGGCGCAUUCAGUUUGCGAUCCGCAUCGACCUCAUGCUGCUGCUCAAGCUCACGCUGCUCGUCUAUGUGUUCGGCCAGGGCGGGGGCUACCGCCGCUUCUUUGCCCUCAUCGCUGCUGCUCUCUUCAUCUACCUGUACCAAGCGGGCGUGCUGGCGCCGCUGCUGCGAUGGCUCUCCCACCGCGCGCAGGCCGCCAUGGGCCUGCCUCCCCACCCCCCCCACGCCGCUGCUGCCCCCCACGCUGCUGUGCCACCUCAGGCUGGAGCCGGGGCUGCAGGGGGUGGGGGAGGGGCGGCAGGGGUGGAGGGAGGUGUCGGCGGGGCGGCAGGUGGUGUGCAGGGCCAAGCAGGCGCGGCAGCGACGGUCCGCGCGCCGCUCGUGGCGGCUGUCAUGGCGUCCACCCACUCAGACGCCGCGGACUCCCAAUCGGACGGCUCAGAUUCUCCAAUUCUCGUGGAGCGACCGGGUCCGUCCGAUGUGACUACGGUUGGCGAACUGGCAGACAGGGAGGCCGCAGGGGGCGCAGCCGCUGGCGGGGCGGAGUCGAAGGCGGACGACUCGUCCGCGGAACCACCAUGCAGCGAUGGCGCGCCCGGCGAUCCGCGGAAGGAACGCGCGGAGCCCCCGGGGCAGGACGAGGCGGAAUCCGCAGCGGCGCUGGUGUCGCCGUCGAAAGCGCACGGGCGAGAGAGAGGCGCGGCGGGGUCGGGGCAGGGCGAGGUGGCGGCGGCUGUGGGGCAGGUGGCGGCGGGCGUGGCUGCGGGCGUGGCGGGUCUCGCGAGCAGCGCGGGCGCCGAGGCAGCCGCCGUCGUGAGCAGCCUGGGCGAGCGGCGCGUGGAGCAGGUGACAGGGCUGAGCACGGGCUUUGUGUCGCUCUUCAGUGUCUUUGACUCCGCUAUCGCCUACCCCUUCGACAAGCCCACUGCUCCCGCCGCCGCCGGGGGUGGCAGCAGCGCAGCGCAGGCAGAGGCGCACAAGGCCAGGGGGGGCAGUGAUGGCAGGGGGACGGGGGGCGCGGAGGAGGAGGGGCAGGCAGGGGCGGAGGGCAGUGCGCGGUCGCCCCACCCGUCCAGAGCCAUCGACCUGCAGGCCAUCUUUGGCCUCCCCACCCAUGAGACCCUGCUGGAAGCCUUCCCCUGUCGGCUGCUGCAGCUGUACCGACCAGUGUACAACACGUUCACGCCCGACAUGCGGAGGGCCUUCAGGGGCACGCUCUACAUCACACACCAGCACGUCUGCCUCUGCCUUGACGACAUUCACCAUUUUCCCACUCCCUUCCCCCCGCCAUUCCCGCCCUUGUUCCUUUUCCUUGCCCACUUCCAUGCCCUUGCCCACUCCCCUCCCCACAUUCCUCUCGGUGCUGCCCGGGGCCGUGCCAUGUGUGGGCUGGGGGGGGGCGUGCCAUGUGUGGGCUGGGGGGGGCCGUGCCAUGUGUGGGCUGGGGGGGGGCGUGCCAUGUGUGGGCUGGGGGUGGCCGUGCCAUGUGUGGGCUGGGGUGGGGCGUGCCAUGUGUGGGCUGGGGUGGGGCGUGCCAUGUGUGGGCUGGGGUGGGGCGUGCCAUGUGUGGGCUGGGGUGGGGCGUGCCAUGUGUGGGCUGGGGUGGGGCGUGCCAUGUGUGGGCUGGGGUGGGGCGUGCCAUGUGUGGGCUGGGGUGGGGCGUGCCAUGUGUGGGCUGGGGUGGGGCGUGCCAUGUGUGGGCUGGGGUGGGGCGUGCCAUGUGUGGGCUGGGGUGGGGCGUGCCAUGUGUGGGCUGGGGUGGGGCGUGCCAUGUGUGGGCUGGGGUGGGGCGUGCCAUGUGUGGGCUGGGGUGGGGCGUGCCAUGUGUGGGCUGGGGUGGGGCGUGCCAUGUGUGGGCUGGGGUGGGGCGUGCCAUGUGUGGGCUGGGGUGGGGCGUGCCAUGUGUGGGCUGGGGUGGGGCGUGCCAUGUGUGGGCUGGGGUGGGGCGUGCCAUGUGUGGGCUGGGGUGGGGCGGUGGGGCAGAUAAAGCUGGAGGCAGCGGAGGUGGCGGGGGUGGGGAAGCAAGCAGCCAAGCGGGGCGACAGCAGCGACCAGCUCAAGAUCGACCUCUCAGGCGCGCACACCUCGGUGGGUGCUGUCGGGGGCGCACAGCUCGGUGGGUGCUGCGGGGGGCUCUCAUCCCUCCACCCACCCUGCCCUGAUCGCCACUGCCUAUGUUUCCUCUGUCGCAUUUCCCCCCUCUCUCUGGCUCCCUGCCUCCCUCUUCCCCCUCCCUUCUCUCCCUCUUCCCCCUCCCUUCUCUCCCUCUUCCCCCUCCCUUCUCUCCCUCACCACCUCUCCCCCAUGUUCCCCUCACCCCCGCACCCCCGCACCCCCACUGUCCACCACAGCUACUGCUGCAGGACUUCGCCUCCCCUGAUGCGCUGGACAGCGCCCUCGCUCUCCUCGAACACAUCACCUCCUGAUGCCGCCCCGCCUCACAACCCACCGCUUGCCUCCCGCUCCAUGCCGCCCCGCUUACGCUGCCCCGCCUCAUGCCGCCCCGCUUACACUGCCCCGCCUCAUGCCGCCCCGCUUACACUGCCCCGCCUCGUGCUGCCCCGCCUCAGCCCUUCACAGAGUGGGGUCAGCCGCAGGUUGGGCUCUUGGGGUGCAUGUGUGCACCACAUGGGAUGA
Messenger RNA from Closterium sp. Naga37s-1, 4185 nucleotides. The record is from the annotation of a GenBank genome assembly. NCBI's taxonomy places the organism in Eukaryota, Viridiplantae, Streptophyta, Zygnematophyceae, Desmidiales, Closteriaceae.